AAGCUAUCUCCAGGGUGUCCAGCUUGCCACAGAGUGCAGAGGCCUCGCUUCUAGUUUCACGAUAUCAACCAUUUAAGGCUGAAUUUAGGCGGUACAUUGGUGUCUCGGAUUAGUGUUGUUCUUUGCUGUAGUAGCACCAGUGAGCCUGUAGGGGGAGCAGAGUCACUAAAAUGAGCAGAAGAAGAGAUCACACUGGUUGGUUAUUAGCGUUAUUGUUUUUUCCUCAAUGAAGCAGUUGAUAGGUGAAAUUUAUCAGACGGAGGGGCUUUCUUUUUCUUUUUUUCUUUUUUAUGAUGGGCUGAAGUCUGAGCAGCUGCAGGGCUUUAAACAGGGAGGAGAAGCAGGACUCAGUCUGACCCCUUCCUCCAGGUUUCUGCAGGCUGAACUGGAGCUGAAUGUCCUUCUUAGCCGGCUGUCCUUCACAGAACCCGUCCGCUAUAUCUACAACCCUCUGGAGUACGCCUGGGAAACUCACCGCUGCUAUGUGGAGAGGUACUGUCAGAGCGGACAAUCGAUCCUGUUCCUGGGCAUGAAUCCAGGUCCUUUCGGGAUGGCACAGACAGGGGUGAGCACAGCAUUCUUACACAAUCCAUGUUUCAUUUUGCAUGUAUAAAACUGCUGAUAACCAUUGAUAUUGUGGUGACAAACAAACCAUGUGAUCUGCAGUCUUGGUCUCUUGUAAGCGGAAGUGGACCAAAACAAAAACAAACCGCAAUGGUAACUUAUAAACUGAGAGGGACCCAACUGCAGCGCAAGAUGGCGGACCCAAAAGAUGAAUUUCCGCAAUGAAUUUCUGCAAUGAACUUCUGCACUACCUCCGAUUGGCGGACCCAAAAGGAUUACCUUCCGGCGGAUGGGCUUUCUCGUUGGCGGACUUCCGGCGCCGAAAUAUUUCGCCAAAAGUUUGUUUUUUGUUCACAUCCAUGCGGUACGUUUCUAACGGAAUUAAUUCGUCCAGCUAAAUAAAGAAACAACAUGUGGGAAGGUUAUUCCAAUGAUCAAUUUUUUUUGUCAGAAGGGACUUCCAGUAGUCGGAUUUAGUCGCCGUAAGCUUUUUUUUUUUUUUUUUUUCGCUCCGUUCAUUCCGUAAGAAUCGAAUUGAAUUUAUUAUUGAGCUAAAAAUAAAGCAGAAUAAAACGUUUAUGUCUUAAUUAUGACUACUGUUUUGUUCUGAUUUAAUUCUGAAGUUUACAGUAAUAUGUAUAUAUAGACUGAUGUCCUCAUAUUCUGAUAAUUUGUCAGAAUAGGUAUAAAUGUAUAUAGAAGUUAUCAUCUUACUCAAAUUCUUAUGUAAGAGUUUGCUACAAGUAUGGACUGUUUUAACGUCUUGUUACACAUCAUAUAAGAGUGUUUUCUAACUUCUCUCUCCAAUAGCUUUAUUACACAGCACAUGAAUGUUUCUUACCUUCUCUGUGACCUUGUUUCUCCUAUUAGCAGGUGUGUGUGUGAUGUAUCCUCCACUGUGAAUCUAUUAGGACCUCGUUUAAUGUCAACAAUGUUGCCCUGACCCUCACAUAUUUUCUGUUGUUCAUAAUUAUGUUUUAUGAGAGUGCUUAUGUUGCUGCACAUAUUUCCCCCCCCAUCCUUUAGUAACAUUAUGUAACCAGGGACAUAAUUUAUGAAAUGGUGUGCUUCCUGGUGAACCUCUUCAGGAUUGAUUGACUGUGCAAAAUCCAAGUACACAAUAAUUGUAGAGACACAAGUCACAUGAUCUGUUUAAGGUUCAGAAGAGCCAUAUAGCAAAAACAAUUGAAUUGCGAUAUCAUUACAGACUGUGUAAAGAAAUGGGAAAUUGUCAUACAACUGCUUCAAAGAUUUCUUUAAUGUUUUCCAAAAAAUAAAUUGUGAACAGUAAAAAAAUAUAUAAUAUAUACAUAAUUUAGAGCGUUGCCGUCGGUGUGGUGGGGGGCUUAAAAUAUGUUGCCACAGGCCAUCAUCUGCUCUGCUCUUAACCGGGUGAUGCCAUGCUCCUGAAGUGCUUUGAUCAAAAGCUGAAAAACAGUCAAAUAAUGUGAACAAUUGAAGUUAUGCAGUAUGGGUUAAUUGUUGUUCUUGAGCUUUCCAAAUGAAUAAGAACAACCUCUUAACAAUAUCAUCAAUUUUCAAAGCAAGCUAUAUAGUUUGAUCUACUCACCUCUGGGAGCAUGACAUCAAAAACAAAAUCAAGCAGGUGAAUCUCGCCUCUUUUGAUUUUUUCUGAAAUGGUUGUUGCCUCCUCAAUGAACCGCAGGAGCUCGAACAUCUAUUGAAGAAAAACACAGAAAGUAAACAGCUUUCAAAUGUAACACCUCUGAGAGUAAAAAUACUCAUGAUGGAUGGCAUUUUUACUUACGCGCUGCUCACUCCAAUUUAGUGUCCUUAUCUUAAGAUGCUGCUUUAGCCGGAGUGAGGUGGCGGGAUUCCUCCAAAGAAACAUUCUGUUGGAGCGGAUCUUUCCAGACAGUAGAUCAUUGUGUAAUGUCUGAAACCAAAGAGCAAGAGACAAAAAUGUAAUCAUCUGAAAAAGAAACGGUGGCUUUAACAACUGAUAGUGCAUUCAAAAGCAACCUUGAUCUGUGUCUUAGAAAAGACAGCAUCAAUUCCUCCACUGUCAACAGCAUCCUUGAUCCUGCAGAGAAAUAAGAAAAAGAGCAAGCCCUCAUUUUUUCAUCCUUUGAGCCUCGUAUUUUUGACUGAUACUAUGUUUCCUUGAUAAAUUAUGUUAUACCGAGGAUGCUCAAUGGAGUCCUCGCAGCCGCAGUCAAACGGCUCCAUGUCAAUCCCGGCACAAUCCUGAUGCAGCCAGCCCCUGCACGUCUUGCACUGGACCCAUUUUAUCAAUUUUACCUCAGGGUAAAGCAAUCUGAUCAAAUGAGAGACAAACAUAAUAUUAAACAAACACGCUGUCCAAUUGAUUAUACCUCUACAGCACAUUUGAAUGUAUAAAUAGUUUUCCUGCAUGAUUCGUGCAUUUAAACUAUAUGUAAAAGUGGUCACUUCAUGGAAAAUCACUGAAUAGGCCCCGAUAAUUGCAUUUAUUAAAUUGAGUCUGCAACACACCUCUCUCCUGUGUUGUUCGAUGUCUGGUAGACACAGAAUUGCAUUGAAUCUGCCAUGCACAUUCUUUGGACAUCCGAUGCCGUCUGCGUCAUGGUUUCCUUGACAAGGCCAUUUGAAAAGUAACAUCAAUUACCAAAUACAUCGAGACAAUGUUGAUCCAUACAACUGUGUGCAUUUUGAAGGACUCCCACUGAGAUAAUAUUGUUUUUAGAAGGCAAUUUUCUAACCUCUAUGUCCUGCUGCUCUGCCUUCCUCUUUAGACUGAAGACCGGAGUAUGCUUUCCAGCAAUGAGCUCUUGACAUUCUUUGGUCCAGUGGGCGAAGAUUUUCCCACAACUGUAAUGACAAUAUAUCUUUAAGUACAAUAUAUUGAUUGUCUUCCAGUUAAUUAGGGCAUCUAGUCUACUUAAACUGUCUACCUGUUCAAAGAAUUGUUCUCCAGGAGCAACAGGCACCACCAUCGCCGCAAAACAGGCAUGUCAUGCUGAAAUUGUUGUUUGUAUUUCAUUUUAGUGCACAAUACAAAAUACAACCUUGAGGAUGACACUGCGUGUUGAAAAGUACUUACAACUGAGUAGUCAAACUGUGACUCCAUAACGAUGUACAUGGCAGACUUAAAAAAAAAAUUAUGAGACAACAUAUGAGAUAACUUUAAAAAAGUCCAUGUUGGAAAGUUAUUCUAGAUACAAUAUUUGUGCAUUACAGCUCGUUAUGACCUACCAUCAACAUGAAUAUGCCACAGUCUGAGCCGAAGUCCUGGCUGGGGAAGCCCUGAUUUAACAAAAGCAAACGUUAAUCAUCUUGUCACAUACACUUUGUAGGAGCCAGAUUGGGGUUUUGCAGUUUAUUGUUAUGUAUUUUUUGUGCCAGCAGAUGGUGCUAUUGUGCCUGUCUAUUUAAUGGGUGGGUUGAUUAGGACAGGUGCGCACACCUGGGAAGCCGAACAGUUUUUUGACCGUGUGAAGUGGUCUUGUGUCUUUGUCUUACAUAAAAUGAUGAAUGAGUAAAAAAAUCAAAACAACAGAAAAUAUGGACGGUGUGACAUGUGACAUUAUUCCACCUGCGGGCACGCGUCAACUCAAGCAAAAAGGUGUUCGUCACAAGUAACAGCAUUGGAAAGCUGUUAUACACUUUUCAACUGUAAUAUAGAGCAUGCACAAAUACCUCUAAAUCUCUGCCCGUUUUCUCAGUCCAUUGCCCAGGACAUAUCUUUUGCGCAAUGUUCCUGUUAAUUUGAGAGCAUCACUUAGAUUUCCCAUGAUGGAAACAAUGGAAUGCAGGGUUAAGGUUAGUUUGAGUGGGUCGGAGGUGAGAUUGAAUGAAUGCGGACGGCUUGCUUCUUUUCAAACUUCCUGAAAGUUCUUCUUCUUCUGUAAAUUUUGCCGCCCCCUGUUGUUUGAAAAUGGUAAAAGAAAUUGAUCAUCUGACCAAAUAUUUAGGAGAUGGGCAUCAAUUCAUGGAGUCUGUGAGGGUUAGAAGCACAUGGGUGAAGGGCUUAGACAUUUAUUUCUAAAAAAAAAAAAAAAAAAGAAACAUUUUUCACUAUUGAAAGUGAAUUUAGUCUGUCGUAAAUUUUAUAAGAAUUGUGUUCCGACUAUGGACUGUAUAUACUAUGGACAACUUGGUUCCGCCUCCUGCCUGUAUAAGGAUUUCAAGCCGAAAAGCGCUCUGUAUUUCUGGGAUUUUUCUUCAUUUCCUGAAACCAACAUUUAGUCCUUGAGCCGGACCAGAUGUCGGUACCACUUGGGUGGGCAAAACCUUACAUAUACUAAAUUGUUUUUAGGGUCAAUAUAAGUAAAUUAAAAUAUGAUAGACUUUUCAUAGGGGUAGCUUUUUAUAUUUUUUCUCAUUUUGUUAUUUUCCUCAAUAGGCGAAUUUUUGUUAACUCCAAAAGCAACACAGAAAGUCAAAAGCACAUUAAAAGUCAUACUCUAUUUGGGUCACACUGCUGUGUUCUAUAAGUGAAUCAAACCUGUGUCUAAUUAAAUGAGUUGAUGAAGUGGGAGUGGCCCAAUUUGAUGGUGGAGCAGUUCUUUCAGGUAUCAUAGCACUUGAGCCAAGAACCAAAAUUUCACAUAUCGGUACCACCUGGGUGGGCAAAUUCUAGUUGUGAUUUUUUUAUUGCUAUACAUCCCUACAAUAAGUUUUUAUAUGAUAGACCUUGGUAACUGGUAGCUUUAUUGUAGUUAUCACUCAUUGAAGUAAUAGAGUGCAGCUGUUCAAAAAUGAAAAAUCGCCUUCCUUCAAAAUGAGCUUUCUUUCAUUUUAACCUCUCAUUUAGGUGUGUUUGAACUAUUGGCUAGCCAUAGAGACUUGUAAUAACCCCCUAAGUAGUAUUUCAAGUAAUUUAUCUAAUACAGGUGUGUAUAUAUAUGCUUCAAUUAGCCAAUUGUCAGGUCUAAAUCAAGGUCUAAAUUAAGGAUAUUUUUUGACAUAGAAGUAGAAGUAAAUGCAGACUAAUAGCAUUAGAAUAACACAACUUUAAUUUGACACUGACAUAUUUUCAAUGCAGGCACUCAUACAAUCAUCCUGGCUGGUGCAGGGCAAGAAGACAUUAGCAACAAUAUAAGAUCUACUGAUGUAUACACUCUAUACAAUCAUCUGAGAAAAACUCCAAUUCCUAUUCAAAGUCCUAUUCUUUCCAUAAGGAACAGUGACAGCAAAUAUGACUGUCAAGUUUUGGCUUAGUACAUAAUACUGUCACUGAGUCACAGUGGGUGUGUUAACAUAGCUCCCUUUGGUCAUCAUUUAUUAAUCAACAUCAGUAAUCGACAUCAGUAUCUGUAUCUUCUUCUACAUCUGAAUCUGCCGGUGUGCAAGGGGCUCUUCCUCACUGUAUUGGUUGGCACAAGUUUGUAAUUUGCACAGGUUUGUGCAUUUCAGCCCAUUGCUGAGACACGUGCAGUCUGGUGGUUUGCAUGUCCUCACACACUUGCAGGAUAGCAACUGCAAGACCGCAUCUGGUGCUGGGGAACCACGCAUCCACUGUAUUUCCAGCUGCCCUUCGUCAUUUAUGGUCCACCCAUGGUCCUUGGGGCUUGGUCCAGAUGGCUUGGUAUGAAGAGACCGUCUCCAGAUAGCAGCCUGGUAGUUGGCACGAAUUGGUUGCAUUAAUACGUAAUCCUGACAUGGUGGAAGCUGGCUGGACUCAACUUUAGCCAAGGUCCUGCAUGAAGGUGGUGAUAGUGAAAAGAUUUAUGUUGUCUUUGACGUUUACAAGGACAUGUCAAUCAAAAAUUCAGAAAGACUUAACAGAGGUGCAGACAUGGGGAUCCAGUUCAGAAACAUUGUUUCUGGCCACAAUAUUCAGCAGUGGAGGAAACUUCUCUGCAGCCCUGCCAACAAAGCCAGUCUCAUCAAGUUCUUGGUGGAGGAAUGGAGUUUUUCUCAGAUGAUUGUAUAGAGUGUAUACAUCAGUAGAUCUUAUUUUGUUGCUAAUGUCUUCUUGCCCUGCACCAGCCAGGAUGAUUGUAUGAGUGCCUGCAUUGAAAAUAUGUCAGUGUCAUAUUAAAGUUGUGUUAUUCUAAUGCUAUUAGUCUGCAUUUACUUUACUUCUACUUCUAUCUCAAAAAAUAUCCUUAAUUUAGACCUUGAUUUAGACCUGACAAUUGGCUAAUUGAAGCUUAUAUAUACACACCUGUAUUAGAUAAAUUACUUGAAAUACUACUUAGGGGGUUAUUACAAGUCUCUAUGGCUAGCCAAUAGUUCAAACACACCUAAAUGAGAGGUUAAAAUGAAAGAAAGCUCAUUUUGAAGGAAGGCGAUUUUUCAUUUUUGAACAGCUGCACUCUAUUACUUCAAUGAGUGAUAACUACAAUAAAGCUACCAGUUACCAAGGUCUAUCAUAUAAAAACUUAUUGUAGGGAUGUAUAGCAAUAAAAAAAUCACAACUAGAAUUUGCCCACCCAGGUGGUACCGAUAUGUGAAAUUUUGGUUCUUGGCUCAAGUACUAAUCGCGCAGUAUCGAUACGCGCAUUCGGCCGCGCAGUCGUCAAAUGCGCGUAUCGCUGUGAUGAUGCUCGGCUCAAACAGCGUAUCCCCCAGGAGAGCUACACAAUCCCUGAAUGCCCAUAGGCUGUAUCAGGUGUCAAUCAUAGAAAACAUGAACCCCCUAAUAACUUUUAAAAACAGAGCUUCACAGAAAAAAGAGGACUUGAGCACAAACCAGUCUUACUAUAACUACAUGUCAACAUCACAAGCAGGGGGGAGAAAAAUUUAUAUUCUGUGUAAUAAAUUUCUAAAGUUUGUCCACAGCUCCAUUAGCUUUGCUGGCGGAGGCGGGAUUUAUGACCUGUACUGCAGCCCGUCAACAGAGGGUACUGUUCUUGGAGUGGCAUCACCCAGCAAGGAGGCAGACGGCGUCCAUUCUAUAUACAAUCUAUGGUUCAGACCAAAAAAAAGAUCAUUUUAAAUUUGUUUUAUACAUCAAUUGUGGUAUCUAUGAGCUACAACAUGAGAUCAAAAACCCUAGCAUAAAAGUCCACCAUUUUAGCUUAGAGGACUAAUAAAGUCAUAAUAGUGGUUAUUAUUACUCUAAAAGACACAGGUAGCCAAUGCAGAGAUUUUAAAAUUAGUGUGAUGUGGGCUCUCUUCCUGGUCUUCGUCAGCAUGCGUGCAGCUGAAUUUUGUAGGAGCUGAAGCUGUGAAAUGUUUUGUCUCUAACUAGAUACACUAGUUAGAGACAAAACUAUGAUUGCCUAGAUGUAGUGAUCGGAAAUAUGAAAAAUGGCUCAUCUUACCCCACUCUCCCCAACACAUACUCCACACAGCCAUUCAACAACACCCUCAACAUGCAACAUCACAAUAUGUCAAAAGUUCCUGCUCGAUACUGUUCUGUCUUAUUUUUGUUUGAGUGUCCACACUUAAAGUUGUAAAAACCUUUCUAUCCACAGGUUACCUUUGGUGAAGUCAGGUCUGUUGUUGAUUGGCUGAAGAUCACCGGGGAAGUGGGUCAUCCUCCUAAUGAGCAUCCAAAGCGGCAGAUCAGAGGACUCGCUUGCACUCAGAGUGAAGUGAGUGGUGCUCGUUUCUGGGGUUUUUUCAAGAAACUUUGUGGAGAACCAGAAAAGUUUUUCAAACACUGCUUUGUGCACAACUUAUGCCCACUCAUUUUUAUGAGUGCCAGCGGGAAAAACCUAACACCCCCUGAACUGCCUGUGGGUGAGCGGGAGAAGCUCCUGGCCCUGUGUGACAUUACACUGUGCAAGGUAGUGGAGGCGCUGGGUGUUUCCAUGGUGAUUGGAGUUGGAAGGGUGGCUGAGCAGAGAGCCCGGCGAGCCUUGACUGCUGCAGGUGUCAGUGUGCGAGUAGAAAGCAUCAUGCAUCCAUCACCCAGAAACCCAAAGGCCAAUAAAGGCUGGGAAGGAGAAGCCAGAACCAGACUGACAGAACUUGGAGUCAUUUCACUGCUAAGCAUGAGCAACAAUAGGAUGAAAGCUCACAAGGAGAAUGAGUAAGAGGCUUAUUGGAACAGUUAAAUCUACUACUAAAGAAUAUAAGCUAACUUCAACCUCACAGGCCAGUUUGUGAUGCACAAAGCACUCCAAAGAGAAUCUGGUAUACAGCCGUGUCUGCUACUGUCUUCCUUUUCAUAUUGAGAGGUGUGGGGUGAGGUAGAGGGUUGCAAACAGCUACAGUCCAGGUAAAGUCAUUUUUAAAUUUUACACACUAAUCAAAUAAAAGGAGUUCAAGAAACAAAGAAAGCAUAUAUUGAAAUAUGCAAAAAUGUAGGCUAAAGGUGUUUGUGAAGGUGCUUUGUUAAAGGGUUGAACUCUAGUUAGAAUUCAUUCAGCUUCUUAAGACUUAAGUCAUUUUGAGUGAAAAGAUGUUAGAAAAUGUGGAUGAUUUGGCAUUACUCAGUAUGCUUUUGCUGAUAAUGAUACAUCAGUUUAUAAAAUAAAUUAAAAGAAGACACCUACAAAGCCAUUGUAGCUCAUUAGUGGUAACAUGAUGGAGUGAGAAAAUAUGAAUUACCUUUGUUUGUCCUACUGCACACAUGUAUAUUUUUGUAUUUUUCUACAUUGUCAAUGUCUUGAUUGUUUUGUUUUUACAUGUGUUUUAUCUUUUUAUGCAG
Messenger RNA from Xyrichtys novacula (pearly razorfish), 9112 nucleotides. The record is from the annotation of a GenBank genome assembly. NCBI's taxonomy places the organism in Eukaryota, Metazoa, Chordata, Actinopteri, Labriformes, Labridae.